Salvia hispanica is the source of this 488-nucleotide messenger RNA. The record is from RefSeq and is a predicted model, not a curated record. Lineage: Eukaryota; Viridiplantae; Streptophyta; Magnoliopsida; Lamiales; Lamiaceae.
GAAAAUCGGUAAAGAAGUCUGAGAAGAAGGAAGAAGAAGUGAAUGAAGUAGUUAUGUUGGAAGCAAAGAGGCUGAAUAAAGCAGUGGUUCCUGAAUCCCUAAUCCCUCACCCUUCUCCAGCUAACCUCCAGCCCACCCGCCUUGCUCUCCAUCCCAAUGGCGACGCCUCAUCUUGCUCCCUUUAUAUCGCUUCCGCCUCCCACAUUUACAAACUCCAGAUUGCAUUGGAGGAUUCAGCUGUUGGUCAAGGUAAACAGAAUCUCCUAAUCCCGGAGCGAACUGAGGUAUUGGAAUCAUUCUUGGUGGAUCGAUGCCCUCAUAGGUCGGAAAUCCAGAGUAUUGCGCUUGCUGAAACGGAAAGUAAGGGUUGCUCACUCUUGGGAAGUGUAGACUCUCAUGGUGACCUUAUUGUUUCUCGACUGGAUGCUUCCAAUACAGGUCACAAUUCACACUACUUUUUCACCAUUGUUUACUGGUUCUGCAUAUAA